Sphaeroforma arctica JP610 is the source of this 646-nucleotide messenger RNA. RefSeq lists its product as hypothetical. Gene Ontology annotation, biological process: protein transport to vacuole involved in ubiquitin-dependent protein catabolic process via the multivesicular body sorting pathway. The coding region runs from base 19 to 264 and encodes 81 amino acids. Gene Ontology annotation, cellular component: ESCRT I complex. The record is from RefSeq and is a predicted model, not a curated record. The transcript is spliced from 2 exons. Lineage: Eukaryota; Ichthyosporea; Ichthyophonida. Gene Ontology annotation, molecular function: protein-containing complex binding.
CAGUAUUUCAUUACAUUGAUGGAUUCCCUUAAGUUGGGGAUUGUGGCGGUGGAUGAAAUCAAUCCUUAUCUUAAUGAUAUCCUAGAGAGUAUGCAAAAGGUGACGACCCUGCCUUCUGAUUUCGAAGGCAAAAUAACAAUGCGGGAAUGGCUUAAAAAGACGAAUGCAAUGAAGGCCAGCGAUGAGCUGACGGAAGAUGACGUGCGACAACUUAGUCACGACCUCGAAAAAGCGCAUACUGCCUUCUAUCGUUCGCUUUCGUAACAAAAAGCCCGUUAUUUUUGUAAAGUGCGAGUCACGUAUUGGCCAUCAUAGUGGGUACAUUCUCAAGCGAUCCCCCGUGAAAUGUACAAUUGUGACGAUAUAUGCAGUUUGAAGUUGUUCCUGAACGGCUCGUGCGAGCUGUGUAUUGCACACGUGGGAACUUUUGGAAGAAUUAUAAUGGUCCUUUGGCUGGAUUCUCGGUGCCUUUUCAAGACGCUGAGAUUUUAGAAACCCGCUAGGUUCAAUAUCCGGACACUAAAACGGAAAGUGGUGGCGUACCGCUAUAGCAAUUGAAGGCACAUCUUUUUUCUGACACGCCCAGAGAUUCACUAUUAAUAUUUCAUGCCCGUUGCAGACAAGAGUUAUAAAAUCCAUUUUCCCA